Molecule: messenger RNA, 2466 nt
Organism: Laetiporus sulphureus 93-53
Lineage: Eukaryota; Fungi; Basidiomycota; Agaricomycetes; Polyporales; Laetiporaceae
Product: Cullin-4B
Exons: 11
Coding region: 1-2466 (821 amino acids)
Biological process (GO): ubiquitin-dependent protein catabolic process; protein ubiquitination; DNA damage response
Cellular component (GO): Cul4-RING E3 ubiquitin ligase complex
Molecular function (GO): ubiquitin protein ligase binding
Source: RefSeq, a predicted model, not a curated record
AUGACGGACGUCUUCACCAUUUUGAGUCUGCCAAAGACUUCCGACGCCUUCAGUGCAGCAUUCACGUCUAGCACACAUGUUGCCGAUCCGGGGUCGGCUUCUCCUCCACGCAAGAUGGCACGCUUGGACGUCGAUUCCGAUUCUGCAUCUACCUCCAGGUCUCGCGCCUCCAGCAGGCCCCAGCCGCGCGAAGGCGGCGGACCUGUGGUGAUCAAGUUCAUAGGACUAGCAGCCCAACCGUCUACCAGUGCUCAGGGCGACAGAGAUUUCGCUCUUGUCAAGCGAAGCAUCCGAGUUUUGUUGAGCAAAGAUAGUCGCGAUGUUCUGCCUGCCACUUAUGAUCAGAUCUACCGAGCGUGUCGUUCUGCUGUAUGUGUGCAUGGACGUGGAGAAGGUUUGUACGAGAACGUGCGCCUUGAGCUGGAGAGAUGCAUCGGAGGUCUUGCGAAUGGCCUGCUCCAGAGCAGAGCGGAGGCGGUGGAAUGGCUUGUUGCCUUCAAUGAUGUAUGCGCUUGGUUCGAGAGAGCAGUGGGCUUUUUAGAAUCCACAUUGACGUACCUCGAUAGGACAUACGUGACAAGCAGGAAGGAACUACGCGACAUUCACACUCUAUCAUACGAUUCUUUUGCUGCACGUAUCUUCGAGAAUGCCGGCAUCAUGGAGCGACUACGCGCAGGUAUCAAAUCAUGGCUAGAAUGGGAACGCAGCCAACCUGCACCUCACAAAUUGAGGGACCAGAUUCUGAAGCUCAUCCGACACUUGUUUGUGCAUGGCCAGUACCAUGCAGUUUUCGAGUCCUUCUACAUCAGCCUUACGCGGUCGUUCUACGCCGCCGAGUCUGCGGAGCGCGCCGAAGCACUGAAAGGCAAUGCACAGAAGUUUUUGAAGCAUUGCGAGCACCGCAGGCAGGAAGAAGACCAGCGUGCGAGGGACGUACUGCCUGAGUCGAGUCGGGGAGAGAUUAUAGAUGUCACUGAUAAGGCACUGCUGUCGAGCAGACUUGUCUGGCUAGCAAAAGAUGCACUCGGCCCGUUGAUGGAGAAGAAAAACGAACAAAACUUGGGCAAGAUGUACCACUUGUUCGCUAAAGUAGAUGGAUUGAAUGUCCUAUGUGCUGCCUUCAAGCUGCAUGUCCAGAACACCGUGCGCAACAUUGUCAAAGAUGUCGAGCGCGACGAGGACAUGGUCCCGCGUCUUCUCGAAUUCAAGGCAUUUGCUGACCGCCUCGUGAACGACGCCUUCGCUGACACAGUCAGCGACGGCCAACAAAGUACUGCGCUGCAAGCCAGCGCCUCCAUCUCCGCGCGCUCGCCGAAAAAGGUACCCAACAAGGACUUCGGCUACGCGCUGAUCGACGCGUUCCAGUCUGGCUUCAAGACACGGCGGAACAAGCCUGCAGAGAUGAUCGCGAAGUACCUCGAUCGUGCGAUGCGCAAGGGGCAGAAGGGCAAGAAGGACGAGGAGUUCCAGGCGGAGCUGGACGCAAUGCUCGGACUGUACAGGUUCACGGACGAUAAGGAUGUGUUCAGGACGUUCUAUCACCGCGCGCUGGCGAAGCGGCUGUUGCUCGAGCGGUCGGCGUCGGACGACUUUGAAAAGGCGAUGCUGAAAAAGUUACAGGAACAGUAUGACCCUGAAUUCGGUAUGGGGGACAAGAUGUUCAGCGAUCUAAUGCUCUCUCGCGACCUGAUGGGCGAGUAUCACGAGCAGCGCGCGCGAUUUGGUGAUGAGUCUAGCCAGAAUCUGUCGGUCAUGGUCCUUCAGAGCAGCAACUGGCCAUUUGCGGCGCGGAAGCAAGACGUUGAUCUUCCGCCAAAUAUGCAAGAUGAACUGAACGAAUAUGCUGCCUUCUACAAGCACAAGCACACAGGGCGCAAGUUGGAUUGGGAUCAUGCACUCGGCACGGCUACGCUCAGGGCGAAGUUCAAGAAUGGGGAGAAAGAGCUCUCUGUCAGCCUAUACCAGGCCAUCGUCCUCCUGCUCUUUAACGAAAGUGCCGAGAUUCAUUUCCGAGAUAUCAAGGAACAGGUUCGGAUGGAGGACUCGGAACUACGACGGACUUUGCAGAGUCUCGCAUUGGGAAAAAAGCGGGUACUAAAAAAGGUGCCGAUGAGCAAGGACGUAAAGGAUGACGACGUCUUCCAAUUCAAUGCCGACUUCACGGACCCCCACUACCAGGUGCACAUCAACUCCAUUCAAGUCAAGGAGACGCCGGAGGAGAGCCGGCGCACGCAGACGUCCAUUGAAGGCGACCGGAAGCACGCGCUAGAUGCGGCGAUCGUGCGAGUAAUGAAGGCGCGGAAAGAGCUGCACUACGAGCAGCUGAAGGCGGAGACAAUCAUCGCGGUGAAGAGCCACUUUUCGCCCGAGGUGAGCGUGAUUAAACAGCGCAUCCAAGGGCUAGUUGAGCAGGAGUACCUGCGGCGGGACGAGAAGGACAUGAACCUGUACAUCUACGUGGCUUGA